Molecule: messenger RNA, 796 nt
Organism: Phodopus roborovskii (desert hamster)
Lineage: Eukaryota; Metazoa; Chordata; Mammalia; Rodentia; Cricetidae
Product: prolactin-5A1
Exons: 5
Coding region: 1-699 (232 amino acids)
Biological process (GO): positive regulation of receptor signaling pathway via JAK-STAT; response to nutrient levels; positive regulation of lactation
Cellular component (GO): extracellular region
Molecular function (GO): prolactin receptor binding; hormone activity
Source: RefSeq, a predicted model, not a curated record
AUGGCAGAACAGAGGUGGCUGGUGACACUUGGCAGCUGGCAGACAGCUGGAGGGCUACUCCUACUGCAACUGCUCUUGUGGGAGAAUGUGGCUUGUGUGCCCAGGUGUCUCAUGAAAGAUGGAGGCUGCCAGAAGGUCCUCACCUGGAUGUUUAACGUGACAAGCAACACAUCGGAGACCAUCAACCGCCUCUCUUCAGAAACGUUAAAUGAGUUUGAUGCAAAGUAUGAUCCAAGUCAGAAAUUCCAGAACAGGCCCACCAUGAGCUGCCACACUGCAUGGCGCUCCAUCCCAAACAGCAAAAGGAAAGCUCAAAGGAUGGAGCCUGUGGCCCUUCUGGAUGUGACUAUCAAAAUGUUGGAUGCCUGGAAAAAUCUUCUGUACCAUGUAGAAAACAACAUGGCUAGUCUUGAUGGAACUCCUCAUGAUACCAUAUCAAAAGUUGCAUUGAUUGAUGGUCAACUCAAAAGACUCACGAAAGAUAUGCAGGCCAUUAAGACUAUACUCAGCCAGGUGCAUCCCAAACUUAAGGAAAAUGAGAACUACCCUGCCUGGUCAGGAGAGCCAUAUGUACAGCAAUCAAGAAGAGGAAUUCAACUUUUUGGUUUACAUAGCUUGUUCUUCUGCUUGCACAGUGAUGCACAAAAGGUGUCUGAUUUUGUCAAUAUCCUGAGACAACAAUUUGUGCCAAAUAAAUGAAAAGCUUCCAUCCUUCCUAUAUAUUUCCUGGACAUUUCCUCCUGAUCUAAUCCUUAAAAGAUUCUUUACAUUUUAUAGUGUUUCAAUGUGUGAUUGA